Messenger RNA from Drosophila novamexicana, 11825 nucleotides. It is a transcript of the gene Sdb, whose product is annotated as titin. Gene Ontology annotation, biological process: microtubule anchoring. The transcript is spliced from 6 exons. Bases 243 to 11654 code for a protein of 3803 amino acids. The record is from RefSeq and is a predicted model, not a curated record. Lineage: Eukaryota; Metazoa; Arthropoda; Insecta; Diptera; Drosophilidae. Gene Ontology annotation, molecular function: microtubule binding. Gene Ontology annotation, cellular component: centriole; sperm flagellum; ciliary basal body.
AGUGCUCCCACGAAUACGAAAUAUGCACGAAUCUGCCCAAUUGAGCAUCUAAGCGAAUAAAACCUAAAAAAAAAAAUUGAGUGACAAACCCAGCGAUAAUUGUGAUUAAUAACAACAACAACCAUAACGAGAUACGAACGAAAAAAUUAAUAACAAUUAAUAUACAUAAAUAAGCAAGUGCAACAUUAUUCAUUCCACAAAGUCAGUGAUUACCUCAUCUGUGUGAAAAUCAAACCAACAAAAUGGUAUCAAAAAGCAAUAAAACAAAACAAGUGUCGCAGUCGCAGUCGCCGUCGCAGUCGCCGUCGCAGCCAGCGCCGUUAGACACAUCAAGCACAACCAGAUCGGCGUCGGCGUCAGCGACGAAACUGACCAAAAAACUGGGUCCGAAUGCGACGGCAACAUUAACAACCAACACCAGCUCGACGUCAAUGGAGCACGAAUCUGUCUCGUACGGCGGGGCGCCUGCCACCACCAGCAGCAGCACCCCCGACGCGGCCGUCCAGGUGCAGCGGGAAGGUGAAAGUCUGCUGGCAGCCGGUGGGAAAAGCUACAGUUCGUACACGGCGAAAAGUCAAACGCAAUCACAGUCGCAGCUAUUUAGCAGCAGCAGCACGAGCAGUGCCAAAAUCUCCAAGGAUUACGCAAACGAGAAGAUCAUUUCGUCCAUUGAUCUGCUGGAGAGCGAGAAAAAGGAACCGGUCUUCUCGGUACCGAUUGAGGUGGUCGAAAUCACAACGCCUGGCAUUAUAACGUCCACCAGCGCUGGCAGCAUAUCCAAAAUGUAUGCGUCCACAUCAAAAAUGUCCAGUAGCCGCCAGGAGGCGAGCAGCUCCAGUUACUACGAGUCGACAACCAGUUCCAGCCAGCAACAGCGCAGCGAUGCCAGCGAAACGCUCAUUGCAAGCGAGAGAGCCGCUACCGGUAUGACAUCAUCGAGCAGUAAAUAUGUUGAUGUGGCCGAACAGGUUGUCACAGAUAGCACCAAUACCAACACAAACACAAACAUUACCAAUACCAACACCAACACCAGCGAAUCUCAGAGCGUGCCAAAGUUGAAGCUGCGAACAGCUGUGGGUGUCUCCGGCGAUUCGUCAUCGACAACGAUGACGUCGCGCGAACCGGUCGCGACCACAACAAACGGCACGACGUCAUCAACGACUAUGCUGAAUGCCUCGCUCGAUAAGCUGGCCAGCAGCAGCAGCACAACAGCUGUGGACAGAGCAACCUCGUCGACGACCAAGUCCAGUAGCAAGCAGGUCAGCAGCGAGGAGAGUACACUGAAGCGCAGCAGCACGAAGCAAUCGACAUCUGCCUCGAAAAAGGAGGUGUACGAUGUGAAGACAAAGACCUGGAGCGAGUUAAGCGAUGGCAGCACGCACGCCAGCAACAAGAAGGUGCCCACGUUUGAGCGUUAUGUGAGCAGGGAUUCCGAUGGCACCACCAAAAUCACAUACAAGAAGAAGAUCUAUGACAGGCGCAACAAUCGAUGGCGCGUGGUGGAUGAACGGACCGUGGACAGUGUCAACGAUGUGGGCUAUCCCGAAAUAGUUGAUGAUGUCAUCAAUACAACAACCACAACAUACACGACCAAGGUGUACGACACAAAGCUCGGUAAAUGGACUGUCGUGGACGAGAAAUCGUACACCGAUACGAAAGCUUUUGUGCCCAAUGACAUUGCUCGUGAAAUCGAGAAAGAUAAUACCGAUGUGGCCAACAUAACGACCACCACGGAGGUGACAAAGAUAUUCGAUGCGAGCAUUAAUGAUUGGCGUGUACUGGACGAGAAGGUGCACACGGAUGUCAUUGAGAAGAUUGUGGAGACGCCCAAGAAGACCAUAUAUGUGGAUGAGUUUGUGGAAAUCGAGAAGAAUACAUCAAUAUCGGAGAACAAUGAGAAUAUCACGCUGAAUCUGAACGAGACAUCGAAACACAAAAAUAUUACCGAGAAUAUUUAUGAUGAGAUCGAUUAUGUGCGCACCGAUAAGAAACGCUUAGACGAUUCAAGAAGCCGCGGAGUCGAUAAAAACAAGACAACAACACACAGUGAGAGGUGCAUCUGUGAGAUAUGUACUUGCGGGCGUCAUCAUUGCGCUACCAGCACAAAGAAAUCUACAGAAACGACAAUUGUGGAAAUAGAUGAUAACGUCGACGAAAGCUUUACAAGGAUACGUACUAACACAUGGUCUAAGAAAGACGAUAACAUUCCUAAGAAGAGCGAAGACAUAUUUGUAGAUUAUGUAGUGAUAAAAAAACCAGAAGACAAUCUAAAACCCGAAGGAGAGUUUUUAGUUCCGCAAAAAGAGCCCUACAAGCCCGGCGAAAGACGCGAAAAAAUUAUACACACUGAUAAUCUACGUAUGGAUGGAGAAAUGACAUUUGUCGAAAAAGAGGAAUAUCAAUACGUGACACGUCCGGGAUACGUAAAACCUACAGACAAUCUGAAGCCAGAGGGCGAAUUUUUCAGUCCCGAAAAACCCAAAUAUCAGCCGGGAGAUCGCCCAAGCCAAGUGCGACACGCGGACAACUUGAAGCCGGAAGGGGACUUUUAUAGUCCAGAAAAAACCGAAUUCCGCCCUGCUGAGCGUCCAUCGCAAGUCAGGCCAGAAGAUAAUUUAAGACCCGAAGGCGAAUUUUACACUCCAGAUAAACCUGGAUAUAAGCCAGCUGAACGGCCAACUCAAAAGAAACCUAUGGACAAUCUUAAGCCAGAGGGCGAGUUCGUAACACCUGAAAAACAAGUUUUCCGGCCAGCUGAGAAAACGGAAAGGGUAAUCAGAAAAGAUAACCUGCGUACCGAAGGGGAAAUGACAUUUGUGGAGAAGGAAGAGUAUCAAUAUGUUGUUCGUCCUGAGCAGGUUAAGCCGACUGAUAAUCUAAAGCCUGAAGGCGAAUUCUACAGUCCCGAAAAACCGAAGUUCCGACCUGGCGAGCGUCCAUCUCAAGUCCGGCCGGAGGACAACUUGAAACCAGAGGGAGAUUUCUACACUCCAGAUAAACCAGGUUAUAGACCAGCUGAGCGUCCAGAGCAGGUUAGGCCUACAGACAAUCUCAAGCCUGAAGGCGAAUUCUACAGUCCAGAAAAGACAAAGUAUCGCCCAGGUGAGCGUCCAUCUCAAGUCCGGCCAGAGGAUAACUUGAAACCAGAGGGCGAGUUCUACACACCCGACAAACCAGGAUACAGGCCAGCUGAGCGUCCAGAGCAGGUUAGGCCUACAGAUAAUCUUAAGCCUGAAGGCGACUUCUACACUCCCGAUAAACCUGGAUACAGACCAGCCGAACGUCCAGAGCAGGUUAGGCCUACGGAUAAUCUUAAACCUGAAGGCGAAUUCUACAGUCCAGAAAAGCCGAAGUUCCGCCCAGGUGAGCGUCCAUCUCAAGUCAGACCAGAGGAUAACCUGAAACCAGAGGGCGAAUUCUACACUCCCGAUAAGCCUGGAUAUCGUCCCGCAGAGCGACCAGUUCAAAAGAGACCUGUGGAUAAUCUUAGGCCUGAGGGUGAGUUUGUUGCACCUGAAAAACAAGUUUUCCGGCCAGCUGAAAAAACGGAAAGGGUAAUCAGAAAAGAUAACCUGCGUACCGAAGGGGAAAUGACAUUUGUGGAGAAGGAAGAGUAUCAGUAUGUAGUUCGUCCUGAACAGGUUAAGCCGACAGAUAAUCUUAAGCCUGAAGGCGACUUCUACACUCCCGAUAAGCCUGGAUACAGACCAGCCGAACGUCCAGAGCAGGUUAGGCCUACGGAUAAUCUUAAACCUGAAGGCGAAUUCUACAGUCCAGAAAAGCCGAAGUUCCGCCCAGGUGAGCGUCCAUCUCAAGUCAGACCAGAGGAUAACCUGAAACCAGAGGGCGAAUUCUACACUCCCGAUAAGCCUGGAUAUCGUCCCGCAGAGCGACCAGUUCAAAAGAGACCUGUGGAUAAUCUUAGGCCUGAGGGUGAGUUUGUUGCACCUGAAAAACAAGUUUUCCGGCCAGCUGAAAAAACGGAAAGGGUAAUCAGAAAAGAUAACCUGCGUACCGAAGGGGAAAUGACAUUUGUGGAGAAGGAAGAGUAUCAGUAUGUAGUUCGUCCUGAACAGGUUAAGCCGACAGAUAAUCUUAAGCCUGAAGGCGACUUCUACACUCCCGAUAAGCCUGGAUACAGACCAGCCGAACGUCCAGAGCAGGUUAGGCCUACGGAUAAUCUUAAACCUGAAGGCGAAUUCUAUAGUCCCGAAAAGCCGAAGUUCCGUCCUGGUGAACGUCCAUCUCAAGUCAGACCGGAGGAUAACCUGAAACCAGAAGGCGAGUUCUACACUCCCGAUAAACCUGGAUACAGACCAGCCGAACGUCCAGAGCAGGUUAGGCCUACGGAUAAUCUUAAGCCUGAAGGCGAAUUCUACAGUCCCGAAAAGCCGAAGUUCCGUCCUGGUGAACGUCCAUCUCAAGUCAGACCAGAGGAUAACCUGAAACCAGAAGGCGAGUUCUACACUCCCGAUAAACCUGGAUACAGGCCAGCUGAGCGUCCCGAGCAGGUUAGGCCUACAGAUAAUCUUAAGCCUGAAGGCGACUUCUACACUCCCGAUAAACCUGGAUACAGACCAGCCGAACGUCCAGAGCAGGUUAGGCCUACGGAUAAUCUUAAACCUGAAGGCGAAUUCUACAGUCCAGAAAAGCCGAAGUUCCGCCCAGGUGAGCGUCCAUCUCAAGUCAGACCAGAGGAUAACCUGAAACCAGAGGGCGAAUUCUACACUCCCGAUAAGCCUGGAUAUCGUCCCGCAGAGCGACCAGUUCAAAAGAGACCUGUGGAUAAUCUUAGGCCUGAGGGUGAGUUUGUUGCACCUGAAAAACAAGUUUUCCGGCCAGCUGAAAAAACGGAAAGGGUAAUCAGAAAAGAUAACCUGCGUACCGAAGGGGAAAUGACAUUUGUGGAGAAGGAAGAGUAUCAGUAUGUAGUUCGUCCUGAACAGGUUAAGCCGACAGAUAAUCUUAAGCCUGAAGGCGACUUCUACACUCCCGAUAAACCUGGAUACAGACCAGCCGAACGUCCAGAGCAGGUUAGGCCUACGGAUAAUCUUAAACCUGAAGGCGAAUUCUAUAGUCCCGAAAAGCCGAAGUUCCGUCCUGGUGAGCGUCCAUCUCAAGUCAGACCGGAGGAUAACCUGAAACCAGAAGGCGAGUUCUACACUCCCGAUAAACCUGGAUACAGACCAGCCGAACGUCCAGAGCAGGUUAGGCCUACGGAUAAUCUUAAGCCUGAAGGCGAAUUCUACAGUCCCGAAAAGCCGAAGUUCCGUCCUGGUGAACGUCCAUCUCAAGUCAGACCAGAGGAUAACCUGAAACCAGAAGGCGAGUUCUACACUCCCGAUAAACCUGGAUACAGGCCAGCUGAACGUCCAGAGCAGGUGAAGCCUACGGAUAAUCUUAAACCUGAAGGCGAAUUCUACAGCCCCGAAAAGCCGAAGUACCGUCCUGGUGAACGUCCAUCUCAAGUCAGACCGGAGGAUAACCUGAAACCAGAGGGCGAAUUCUACACUCCCGAUAAGCCUGGAUACAGACCAGCCGAGCGUCCAGAGCAGGUCAAACCAACAGAUAAUCUUAAACCUGAAGGCGACUUCUACAGUCCAGAAAAGCCGAAGUUCCGCCCUGGUGAGCGUCCAUCUCAAGUCAGACCAGAGGAUAACCUGAAACCAGAAGGCGAGUUCUACACUCCCGAUAAACCUGGAUAUAGGCCAGCUGAACGUCCAGAGCAGGUUAGGCCUACGGAUAAUCUUAAACCUGAAGGCGAAUUCUACAGCCCCGAAAAGCCGAAGUACCGUCCUGGUGAACGUCCAUCUCAAGUCAGACCGGAGGAUAACCUGAAACCAGAGGGCGAGUUCUAUACUCCCGAUAAACCUGGAUAUAGGCCAGCUGAGCGGCCAGUUCAAAAGAGACCCGUGGAUAAUCUUAAACCUGAGGGCGAGUUUGUGGCGCCAGAAAAGCAAGUGUUCCGGCCAGCUGAGAAAACAGAAAGAAUCAUCCGAAAGGAUAACUUACGUACCGAAGGGGAAAUGACAUUUGUGGAGAAGGAAGAGUAUCAGUAUGUAGUUCGUCCUGAACAGGUUAAGCCGACAGAUAAUCUUAAGCCUGAAGGCGACUUCUACACUCCCGAUAAACCUGGAUACAGACCAGCCGAGCGUCCAGAGCAGGUCAGACCGACAGAUAAUCUUAAGCCUGAAGGCGAAUUCUACAGUCCAGAAAAGCCGAAGUUCCGUCCUGGUGAGCGUCCAUCUCAAGUCAGACCAGAGGAUAACCUGAAACCAGAAGGCGAAUUCUACACUCCCGAUAAACCUGGAUACAGGCCAGCCGAACGUCCAGAGCAGGUUAGGCCUACAGAUAAUCUUAAACCUGAAGGCGAAUUUUAUAGUCCAGAAAAGCCAAAGUACCGUCCAGGUGAGCGUCCAUCUCAAGUCAAGCCAGAGGAUAACCUGAAACCAGAAGGCGAGUUCUACACUCCCGAUAAACCUGGAUAUAGGCCAGCUGAGCGGCCAGUUCAAAAGAGACCCGUGGAUAAUCUUAAACCUGAAGGCGAGUUUGUGGCGCCAGAAAAGCAAGUGUUCCGGCCAGCUGAGAAAACAGAAAGAAUCAUCCGAAAGGAUAACUUACGUACCGAAGGGGAAAUGACAUUUGUGGAGAAGGAAGAGUAUCAGUAUGUAGUUCGUCCUGAACAGGUUAAGCCGACAGAUAAUCUUAAGCCUGAAGGCGACUUCUACACUCCCGAUAAACCUGGAUACAGACCAGCCGAGCGUCCAGAGCAGGUCAGACCGACAGAUAAUCUUAAGCCUGAAGGCGAAUUCUACAGUCCAGAAAAGCCGAAGUUCCGUCCUGGUGAGCGUCCAUCUCAAGUCAGACCAGAGGAUAACCUGAAACCAGAAGGCGAAUUCUACACUCCCGAUAAACCUGGAUACAGGCCAGCCGAACGUCCAGAGCAGGUUAGGCCUACGGAUAAUCUUAAACCUGAAGGCGAAUUCUACAGUCCAGAAAAGCCGAAGUUCCGUCCUGGUGAGCGUCCAUCUCAAGUCAGACCGGAGGAUAACCUGAAACCAGAGGGCGAAUUCUACACUCCCGAUAAACCUGGAUACAGACCAGCCGAGCGUCCAGAGCAGGUUAGGCCUACGGAUAAUCUUAAACCUGAAGGCGAAUUCUACAGUCCAGAAAAGCCGAAGUUCCGCCCAGGUGAGCGUCCAUCUCAAGUCAAGCCAGAGGAUAACCUGAAACCAGAAGGCGAGUUCUACACUCCCGAUAAACCUGGAUAUAGGCCAGCUGAGCGGCCAGUUCAAAAGAGACCCGUGGAUAAUCUUAAACCUGAAGGCGAGUUUGUGGCGCCAGAAAAGCAAGUGUUCCGGCCAGCUGAGAAAACAGAAAGAAUCAUCCGAAAGGAUAACUUACGUACCGAAGGGGAAAUGACAUUUGUGGAGAAGGAAGAGUAUCAGUAUGUAGUUCGUCCUGAACAGGUUAAGCCGACAGAUAAUCUUAAGCCUGAAGGCGACUUCUACACUCCCGACAAACCUGGAUACAGGCCAGCCGAGCGUCCAGAGCAGGUUAGGCCUACGGAUAAUCUUAAACCUGAAGGCGAAUUCUACAGUCCCGAAAAGCCGAAGUUCCGUCCUGGUGAGCGUCCAUCUCAAGUCAGACCAGAGGAUAACCUGAAACCAGAAGGCGAGUUUUACACUCCCGAUAAACCUGGAUACAGGCCAGCUGAACGUCCAGAGCAGGUUAGGCCCACGGAUAAUCUUAAACCUGAAGGCGAAUUCUACAGUCCCGAAAAGCCGAAGUUCCGUCCUGGUGAGCGUCCAUCUCAAGUCAGACCAGAGGAUAACCUGAAACCAGAAGGCGAGUUCUACACUCCCGAUAAACCUGGAUACAGGCCAGCUGAACGUCCCGAGCAGGUGAGGCCUACGGAUAAUCUUAAACCUGAAGGCGAAUUCUACAGCCCCGAAAAGCCGAAGUACCGUCCUGGUGAACGUCCAUCUCAAGUCAGACCGGAGGAUAACCUGAAACCAGAGGGCGAAUUCUACACUCCCGAUAAACCUGGAUACAGACCAGCCGAACGUCCAGAGCAGGUUAGGCCUACGGAUAAUCUUAAACCUGAAGGCGAAUUCUACAGUCCAGAAAAGCCGAAGUUCCGCCCUGGUGAGCGUCCAUCUCAAGUCAGGCCAGAGGAUAACCUGAAACCAGAAGGCGAGUUCUACCAUCCCGAUAAACCUGGAUAUAGGCCAGCUGAGCGGCCAGUUCAAAAGAGGCCUGUGGAUAAUCUUAAACCUGAGGGCGAGUUUGUGGCGCCAGAAAAGCAAGUGUUCCGGCCAGCUGAGAAAACAGAAAGAAUCAUCCGAAAGGAUAACUUACGUACCGAAGGGGAAAUGACAUUUGUGGAGAAGGAAGAGUAUCAGUAUGUAGUUCGUCCUGAACAGGUUAAGCCGACAGAUAAUCUUAAGCCUGAAGGCGACUUCUACACUCCCGAUAAGCCUGGAUACAGACCAGCCGAACGUCCAGAGCAGGUUGGGCCUACGGAUAAUCUUAAACCUGAAGGCGAAUUCUACAGUCCCGAAAAGCCGAAGUUCCGUCCUGGUGAGCGUCCAUCUCAAGUCAGACCGGAGGAUAACCUGAAACCAGAGGGCGAGUUCUACACUCCCGAUAAACCUGGAUACAGACCAGCCGAACGUCCAGAGCAGGUUAGGCCUACGGAUAAUCUUAAACCUGAAGGCGAAUUCUACAGUCCAGAAAAGCCAAAGUACCGUCCAGGUGAGCGUCCAUCUCAAGUCAAGCCAGAGGAUAACCUGAAACCAGAAGGCGAGUUCUACCAUCCCGAUAAACCUGGAUAUAGGCCAGCUGAGCGACCAGUUCAAAAGAGGCCCGUGGACAAUCUGAAACCAGAGGGCGAGUUUGUGGCGCCUGAAAAGCAAGUGUUCCGACCGGCAGAAAAAACGGAAAAGGUCAUCCGAAAGGAUAACUUGCGUACCGAGGGGGAAAUGACGUUUGUGGAAAAGAAAGAGUAUCAAUAUGUUGUUCGUCCUGAGCAGGUAAAGCCGACGGAUAAUCUUAAGCCUGAAGGCGAAUUCUACAGUCCAGAAAAGCCGAAGUUCCGCCCAGGUGAGCGUCCAUCGCAAGUCAGACCAGAGGAUAACCUGAAACCAGAGGGUGAAUUCUACACUCCCGAUAAACCUGGAUAUCGCCCCGCAGAACGGCCAGUUCAAAAGAGGCCCGUGGACAAUCUGAAACCAGAGGGCGAGUUUGUGGCGCCUGAAAAGCAAGUGUUCCGACCGGCAGAAAAAACGGAAAAGGUCAUCCGAAAGGAUAACUUGCGUACCGAGGGGGAAAUGACGUUUGUGGAAAAGAAAGAGUAUCAAUAUGUUGUUCGUCCUGAGCAGGUAAAGCCGACGGAUAAUCUUAAGCCUGAAGGCGAAUUCUACAGUCCAGAAAAGCCAAAGUUCCGCCCAGGUGAGCGUCCCACGCAAGUCAGACCAGAGGAUAACCUGAAACCAGAGGGCGAGUUCUAUACUCCAGAGAAACCUAGGUAUAAGCCUGUUGAAAGACCUAAGCAGAAGAAACCGCAAGAUAAUUUAAAACCUUUGGAAGGUGUUAUGUUUACUCCGGAAAAACCCAAAUACCAGCCAGCAGAUCGACCUGAGCAAAAGAAACAUGUGGAUAACUUGAAGCCUGAGGGCCAAAUGUAUAUUCCUGAAAAAGAAACAUUUAAACCAGCUGAAAAGGUGAAAACAAUUAUAAGAAAGGACAACUUAAAGACCGAGGGUUCAAUGACGUUCACUAAAAAAGAAGACUAUCGUCACGUCAAGAGACCCGAACAAGUGAAGCCAAGCGAUAACUUAAGGUCUGAAGGAGAAUUCUAUACGCCCGAGAAGACGACCUUCAAGCCUGCGGAACGACCAAUUCAAAAGAAACCUAAGGACAACUUGAAGACAGAGGGUGAAUUUUACAAAAGAACUGAUAGAACUGAAACCGACAGCACAACGACGGUAAUAGAGAAGAGAGAGCCUGCCAAGCGACCGGUAGAUAACUUAAAGUUAGAAGGUUCCAUGACAGUGACUAGAAAGGAUGAUUACAAAUCAACUACCAAUAAAACCGCCGUCGAUCGAGUUCAGCGUACACAGAAGUACAAGCACAACAGUUCAUCCAUCAGCUUGGGUAGCGAUACUACAAUUUUAAAGACAACGAACCAGAUGAACUUUGUGUCCGGCAAGGAUGCAAUAAAGCAAGUGGAUUCCAACAGCCAGGCUCCAGUAGAUGGCCUGAUUAUUGUUUCAACGAAAAAGGUCACAACUGUUGUCGGUGGCCGAACCAAAAAGGAGCCAGAAACCGAAUAUGUGAAGCGACCAGCUAAAAUAAAUGUUAUCGAGAAUGUGUCCAAAAAUACGACCACAACAAAUAUCGAAAACACACAAAACGUACACAAGGAAACAACGUCGAUGCAAAGAAAUCUCAAUGUUGUGGAGAAGAGUGCACUCAAAACAGAGCAAAUCCGUGGCUCAACGGAUGACAGCAGCGCCCUUCAGACCUCCACAAUAACAAGACGAACAAACCAAGGUGGCACGUCGACCAACAACGUGACCGAAACUGGAGGUACAACACAUCAUGUAGUCUCAUCAGGCAGAACAGAUACCAACAACUUGACAGCAUCUGGAGGGUCAACAACUCACGUAGUCUCGGGCAGGACAGUUACCAGGAACGUGACCGAAACUGGAGGAUCUACGGCUCGCAUAGUCUCAGGCAGGCUAGUUACCAGGAAUGCAACUGAAACCGGAGGUUCAACAUCCCAUAUAGUCUCGGACAACACAGCUACGAAUAAUGUCAGCAAUGGAUCCACGUCUCAUGUGGUCGGUGGCAGCAGCUCGGUGAUCAACAACACGACCAGCAGCUCAACUUCGCAGAUGAGCUCAUCAAAGCAUUUCCAUCACAGGAAGAGCGAGUUUUCCUCGGAGGCUGAUGUGUCCAACUCGGUAUUCCAUCGCAAGAACGUGACAACGGACUCGAGUGCGGUCAACGGCAGUCUAACCUCUAACGGAAAAAUGCAGCGCAAGAGUAUUCUGAACCUGCACGAGCAGGCGCCGAGCAGCAAUGCCCAUUCGAGUGAUCGCCAGAGCUAUAGUAGCAUCCAUCGUCAGAAUCGGGAAUCGGAUUUGAAUACUGGCUACGCCACGGAUCGUCGCAGUUGCAGCAUACACAAGGAAAACAAGGAACAUCAAGUGAAGACCUCCUCGUCUUCCUCAUCCAUGUCGCGCAUCAUAUCCGGUGCUGAUACGAACAGAUCGAACCUGGAGAGAUCGACGGUCACACGCACAUAUGCAUCGGGCGGCAUUGAUUUCCCAUCUCAAUCUCAGAGUGAGCGUCAUGUGACACGUCAUCGCAGCGCUGGUAGCCAGCAUUUGUCCAGCGGCAUAGAUUUCCCCUCCUCAUCUGCCUACAAUGCCCAUGGCCAGAGCGAACGGAUUGUGAGCUCGCGUCGCGGCAAUCAAUCCUCGAUUAGUCUGGGCAACGACAAGUUUACCGGCUCCAGUCUCUACAAGAGCGAAUACAUAACUGCCCCAACAACAACAACCUGUGCUGUGCAUAAGAUUAAACAAGGUGCAUUCCAACAUACCAGAAGUACUCACGAUCAUAAAUUCUAUAAAACCUCUAACUGAAUAAUAUAUGAAAUCGUCUGAACGUACGUCUUGUCUUGUCUUCAUAACAUAUCACACAUAGCGCCUAAGUUUCCAUGACAAUAUUUUUUUAUACAAUAUCUAAUUACCUGAAAAGAUAAAAACAAAAUAUUCAAUUUUAAGAUUAACCAAUAAAGAGCAUAUCAUUUUUUC